AUGAACGCUACUUCUCCUUACCAAAACCCUAACCCUAACCCUAAUCAAAUCACAUACAGUGCUACUACUGACCAGCUUAAUGAAUUUCUCGAUUUCGAAUUCUCGGAUUAUUUCGCAUUUGAUGGUGCGUUCGAAGAAGAUAUGACAAAAAGAUCUGAGAAUGUGGAAAGCAGCUUCACUGGAUCUUCGAGUUCAUCAACUCCAUUAGAUAGUAACAUAAGAAACGAGGAGAAGUGCCAGUCAAAAGAUGAGUUUAGGUUUGCAUUUAGAACAAAAUCAAAGCUGGAAAUUAUGGAUGAUGGAUUUAAAUGGAGAAAAUAUGGGAAAAAGAUGGUCAAGAACAGCCCGAAUCGUUCCAUACAUUUCGGAAGUUAA
Fraxinus pennsylvanica is the source of this 375-nucleotide messenger RNA. Lineage: Eukaryota; Viridiplantae; Streptophyta; Magnoliopsida; Lamiales; Oleaceae. The record is from the annotation of a GenBank genome assembly.